AUGGCCCACAGGCCGCGGAAUGUGCUUUCCAAGGUCGAACGUGAUGCGCUGAGAGAACUCAAGGCCGACAAAGAAUUGGUCAUCGUGCCAGCGGACAAGGGGCGCUCCACGGUUGUGCUGGACAGGGCAGCCUACCUUCAAAAAGCCAAAGGUUUACUGGAGGACCUACAGUUCUAUGCCCCAUGUGCAACGAACCCUGUAAAAGCGCUGACACGCGAAAUUAAUGCUACAUUGUUGGCCUUGGAGAACUCAGGUGCAAUAACACCGACCGACAGACGCAUGGCGAAACCCCAAGAUACGGCUUUGGCCCGAUUCUAUGGCCUCCCUAAGGUGCACAAAGACGGCGCUCCUCUCCGACCCCUCAUGUCGCACAAAGGUACUCCAACGUACGGACUGGCUAAGUGGCUGUUCCGGCGUCUCAAGUUCCUGACCGCUGAGUCAGACACCACGGUCUCUUCGUUAGCAGAAUUCCUGGAGAAACUCAAAGGGGUAAGCCUCCAUCCAAAUGAGGUCAUGGCAUCUUUUGAUGUUACAUCCCUUUUUACUUCUAUUCCCCAGGACCUGGCGAUCAAGACAAUCGAGCUGCUUCUACAAAGCAAAUACGAUGAAACGGAGAAUCGUCUUGGAUGCGACCAAGUCCUUCAGCUCCUGAAGUUCUGUCUCAGGACGUACUUCACGUUCGACGGGACAAUCUACGAACAGGUGAAGGGCACACCAAUGGGUUCGCCGAUUUCGGGGUUCAUCACCGAGGCGGUCCUGCAACGGUUAGAGUCGCUGGUCUUCCAACACCACAAACCGAAGUUCUGGGCCCGGUAUGUGGAUGAUACCUUCGUCGUUAUCGACCGGGGUCAACUGCUGACAUUCAAGGAACGUCUGAAUACGGUCUUCCCGGACAAACAAUUUACGAUGGAGGAGGAAGAGAACAACCAGCUGACCUUCCUGGAUGUCCUCGUAUGCCGCAAGGAUUGUGGUGGACUAAAGACCAAAGUGUUCAGGAAAGCGGCAAAUACGAUGCAAGUACUGAACUCCAACAGCAACCGCCCAAUCAGUCACAAGCGCAGUUGUGUAAGGACACUCUAUCGGCGUGUCGAAACGCACUGCAGUGAGCCGGAAGACAAGAUUGCCGAACUACAAUACCUCCGACGGGUCUUCAAAGCCAAUGGCUACCCGCGCAACUUUGUCAACCGGUGCAUAUGCAAAAUGGACGAAUGACCUAACCGCACGGACACCAAAGUUUGGCGAACGUUUCCAUAUGUCAAGAACGUUUCGGAAGCUGUUGGCCGCCUUCUCUCACCACUCGGGGUUGGAGUUGCACACAGGCCGGAGGCCGGCGUCACAGGCCGGCGCCAGUUGAUGAAACCAAAAGACCCACUGCCACGGCAAGAAACGUCUGGAGUAGUUUAUCGGAUCUGGUGCAGUUGCGGACAAAGCAACUACGUCGGAGAAACCGGAAGACUGCUCCGAACGCGAAUGGCCGAACACGCUGCAGCGGUGUGGAGAAAUGACGCCAGAUCUCAAGUUGCGGCUAAUUUGACGGGUUCCGGCCACACAUUCAAAUUUGACGAGGUCGAAAUUCUCGCAAGAGGUGACAACCGCGUGAGCCGGGAGCUGCUUGAGCCAUGGUUUACUGGCCCCCAGUCUAUUAACAAGUGCAAUGAUCUUCCCAUAAUACAGCGUGCUGAGACUUCGUCUAGGCGGAGUAAUUGGCCACGCGGGGAGCGCACUGGUGAACACUCUUCCCAACACCCGGGUCAGCGCGUCAGAUGGUCGAGCAAUCAUCACACCAACAUCCAACGCACGUGAUGACAUUGCAGCAAUUAACGACGCGAAUGUCGACCAUCACGCCACGUACAACGAUCCCUGAUGAAGGGGAGGGAGUCGUGAAUAUUCAUAGGUAUGCGGUAGCAUGGCUACUGCAUCCUAUAAAUACUGCAGCCGCAUGUGCAUGAACCACCCUUAUCUGCUUAUGUCUCUGACGAUGGAUUCGAGUAGGAAUCCGAAACGUCAGGCUAAUAAAGCUCGUGUCCCGGCGAUCGCGUCUUCUCCUUCUUCUUCAAGACUGCUUCCUGGGACUCGUCUCUUCGCUUCUGUUGGCAGUGUGGUCUGCGCCGACGCGGGCCUUGAAGUCACCAAGUACAUUCAACUUGUCCGCCUUUGACACAGACGCCAGGAGUGCGUACAGGUCCUCCUAGAAUUCGUCUCUUGCGUCGUCCGGACUGGUCAUCGGUGGAGCGUAGGCGCUGACGAUGGUGACGAAUUCGCCUCCGCGGAGAGAAAGGCGGAGGCUCAUCAGGCGGUCGUUGGUGCCCUGUGGCAAACAGGGCAGUCGUCCCACCAUGUCGUUCUAAGUGUCAAAGGCGACGCCCGCGUCCCGUCUCUCUGCCCUGGGGCGACUGCUGCAGCCGGCACCCACCUCCUCUAGUUGGCCUUGUUCGGAGAAUCGAGUCUCGCUGAGUGCGGCGAUGUCCAACUUGUAGCGCGCCACUUCCGGUGCCACUAGCGCCGUUCUCCGUUGCGGUCAGUUGCACCUCGGACUGUCUAAAAGGGAAUAAACAUUCCAGGCUGCUAGUGUGAUUGGACUCAUCCUACCAGUCUGGUGAAUGGGGCGGCGGGCCGGAGGAGGGGAAGAGUAUUGUUUCUGGUUUGAUUGUUUGCAGUGAUAUGCCUAAUUAGGGCUGAUAGGCUGUCCGGGGCGGUCGCGGAAAUCCACUAUUGGCCACUUCUUGGUCUAGUGGGAGGGCGACCCGAGUUAGCCUGGGAUGCCUACGACAUCGACGUAAGCUUGAAGGGGGGAUGGGGGAAGGGUAGAGAGACGGGAUGCAGAACUUCCCCGUUCCUCUCUAAGCUAACUGGCUGCUGAAACAUAAACGGCGAGCAGAGAAAUUCAACAGAACGGCAUUCAACUUACAGAAAGGUCAGACACAAACAAGCAGACAAAAUGGAAGCAGGCUAGAAUAGCAAAAAGCAAAAACGACAUAGAAAAUUCAACAGCACGGCAUUUGGAUUUUAACAGGGAAAAACAAAUACAAGCAGACAGAAAGCAAGCAGGCAAGAACAAGCAAAAGCAACGGCAGCAGGUCAAUGUUAGCUUACCUGGGGGCUCACUCACCUUGUGGCCUCCUGCUGUGUUCCAGACGGAGCCUCGUCAUGGAGAUGCCGAUGUCGGCUAGCAGAGCCGAGAUUACCGUGUACGGAGAUGCACACAUGGAUACCCUCACCUGGUUUAGCCCGCCUGUUGAGGCGGUUACCGGGGUGUGGGCGUUAGGCGGAGCCUAGCUUCGGGGAAUCACAUGUGAGAAUUGGGUGCCAGCAAAUGGACGCUGGGCGUAGUCUAUAAUCAAGCGAACGAUCUGCUAGGACCGUCACGUUGACCCACCGCUGGAUACCCCUAUAUCCCGCGGCAGAGGACUGGCAGGGUCGGGGAGUCGACUGGUGCACGUGAGAUGGGAGAAUGAGUUCGAUCGACUCUGGCCAUUUCAUCGUCACGGCACUCAGUGCAUUCUACGAUAUAGUAAAUCUGACGAGUUUCAAAACGAUCUUGAUGCACUAAACGUCGCGAAUCGUAAGGUUGCCAAAUAAAAGGAUAAUCGAAUUUUAUCGGUGAUAAAAUUCAGGCUGUAUGGGCUGAUUUUUAUUGUGGCCUAUAUGGGACUCCUACUCAGAUGCUAUCGAAACCAUCCCCAUAUUCCUGUGGAAACCUGCCCCAUCGUACGCGGACCAGGUCGUUCUCUGCAAGCGUAGACGUGCUGUUCAGCCUUGUCAACCACUGACUCAGUCCGGUUCCCAUUCGCUCUGAAGUCAAUCGGAUUACCCCUACCAGAAUCGUGCAUUUUCGUUGCGAACACUUCAUUCUCCACCUCUGCAAGCCGCCUUUGGUCAAGUGUGGGCACUGUAUUUGUCCGCUCCGAUGGAGCGAGGUAUCUGACAUUAUUUCUCCCAGAAUGCUCCUCGUCUAAAAAAUGGCACUGGUUUGCCGACAAAAAACCUUCAUGCCAAUGCGAGAAUUAUAGAUCGCGAAUGCAUAUACAUAAAACUGCAUAGUCUCCAAACAAAAGAAACCUUGCACAUCUCUCGUGCUAUGCUGAAACCCCCACACAUGCAUAUCCAAAUGCAUUAACGGAAAAAGGCCGUAUAUAUGGUUGCUUUCACGCGCGAUUCGAAAUGGCCAAACUGAUAUAGAAACUCACCAAGAGUCAGUUCCACAGUUCCAAGGUCGGCACAAUGUUGUGAACCAGGGGGCGUGGUGGCACGCCUAGGUUUGGGCGGGUGCUGACAGGUGGGCAGACCAUCGCCUCGUCAUCUCGAAGAUGCGUAUUCGCCUACAGCCUCGCAGGAGACCACAAGGUAAGCGACCCCCAGGUAAGCUGAAUGUUGCUUUGUUGUCUUUGCCCGCUCAUCAUCUUCAUUUCAGCAAUGAGCUAGCUCAACGACUAGACAACCUUCCUAUCGCUGCCGACACCGCCGCUGCCGAGAACGCCUCCGUGGAGAACCGCUGGUGUCAACUGCGAGACACGGUCCAGUCGACGGCGCUCGCCGUCCUCGGUCGCGCUCCCCGCCAACACCAGGACUGGUUCGACGACAACGACGCCGCCAUCAGAAACCUGCUUGCUGAGAAGAACCGCCUACACAAAGCCUACGUAGAUCACCCCACUGAUGCCACCAAAGCUGCCUUCUACCGCAGUCGUCGCCACCUUCAGCAGCGACUGCGCGAGAUGCAGGACGCCUGGACUGCUCGUAAAGCUGAGGAGAUCCAAGGCUACGCGAACCGCAACGAAUGGGAGAACUUCUUCACUGCGAUCAAAGCUGUCUAUGGUCCGCCGAUGAAGGGCACUGCUCCUCUCCUCAGCGCCGACGGCAGUACUCUCCUGACUGAGAAGACACAAAUCCUACAGCGAUGGGCCGAGCAUUUCCGAGGCGUCCUCAACCGCCCCCCCCGCCAUCUCCGAUGCCGCCAUUGUCCUCCUGCCGCAAGUGGAGAUCAACGUGGACCUCGACCUCCCGCCAUCUCUCCAGGAAACGACCAGGGCCGUGCAGCAGCUGUCCAGCGGGAAAGCACCCGGAUCGGACGCAAUCCCUGCUGA
Spirometra erinaceieuropaei is the source of this 5081-nucleotide messenger RNA. The record is from the annotation of a GenBank genome assembly. NCBI's taxonomy places the organism in Eukaryota, Metazoa, Platyhelminthes, Cestoda, Diphyllobothriidea, Diphyllobothriidae.